CAUGUAUGCAAUUAAUUAAAUUUAGUAUAAAUAACACUUCAAAUAUUAAAAUUAACUAGUUAAGAUUUUAACGUUAAACUAAACUACUCAAACAAAAUCAACAUGUUCAAAUUCAUCGCUGUCUGCUUCUUUGCUUUGUUUGCUGUUGCUGCCGCUAAACCUGGUGUUGUAGCUCCUUUGGCUUAUAGCGCUCCCUUGGCUUACACAGCUCCUGCCGCCGCUGUUGUUGGUCAUGCUUCUUAUGUAGCUCCCUAUGCCUCCAGCUACAAUGCCCACUCUGUUGCUCAUUCUGCCGCCUUCCCUGCCGCUUAUGCUGCUGCUCCUGUCGUAGCUGCUUCUCCUUAUGUUGCCUCUCCUUAUGUUGCAUCUCCUUAUGUUGCCUCUCCUUAUGUUGCUGCCUCAGCUCCCUUGCUCUUGAAGUAAACUGUGAUUUAAAUUUGUUUUUGUUGUUGAUGGUGAAAUAAACUUAAAAGUGAUAUGUUAAAAUAUUAAA
Lucilia cuprina (Australian sheep blowfly) is the source of this 493-nucleotide messenger RNA. Its product is annotated as cuticle protein 38-like. NCBI's taxonomy places the organism in Eukaryota, Metazoa, Arthropoda, Insecta, Diptera, Calliphoridae. The record is from RefSeq and is a predicted model, not a curated record. Bases 103 to 423 code for a protein of 106 amino acids. The transcript is spliced from 2 exons.